ACGUAAGUCUCCAAAAGAAAGCCUGGUGGAUAUAAAGGGAAAAUUAAGCCGACUGCCUCAGAUGAUUGUGAGAUUACUAAGGGAGAGACUGGCUCAGAAAGCUACCGUUGUGUGCGCACUUAGCACCCACGGAAACACAUUUUUAUUUCCCAGAGGCAAACUUUUGGAACAUCGCUGUUGAGUGCAAGGUUGCAGACAAAGCAAAACAGCCGUCGACAUGAAGGCACAGCUAGCACUUCUUCUAGCCCUGGCCGCAACCGGCUACUGUUAUCCCUCCAGGGAGACGCGAUCUGCCGACUCAGCCUGUAACCCCAACCCCUGCUUCAAUGGAGGCAUCUGUAUGGACAUGGGCGGUUUGUUCAUAUGCGUCUGUGAACCCGAAUACCUCGGAAUGCGCUGUGAAACUCGUGAAACCCCCGUGGCCUUGGAGGAGGAGGAUCCAUGUGCGACCAAUCCUUGUCUUAAUGGCGGACUGUGUUACCGUCAGGAUCGUCAUGGGACGAAUCAUAGACAGUUCUACUGCGUCUGUAAUGGAGAAUUUACCGGCAACUUGUGUGAUGCCCAACUACUGACGUCUGCUGCAUGUGAUGGUAAUCCGUGCCAAAAUGGCGGUGUAUGCUACCCUAAGGCGGACUCGGCGUCUGGCUACGCUUGCCGGUGUAUCGACUCUUAUGGUGGAGCCAAUUGCCAAAUGCUACCAUGUGAUAUGAAUCCAUGUCUGAACGGCGGCGAAUGCUUCUCCGGGUAUAGGAACAGAGGCGACUUCAUGUGUAGAUGCCCCAAAGGGUUUAAGGGUGAACACUGUGAUGUCGGUGACCCAUGCAUGGAUAACCCGUGUGGGGAAGGGAACAUGUGCAAACCGGAGAGUGAUGGCGGCUUCAACUGUAUGUGUCCUUGUUCCCCUGGAAGCACAUGCGUGAACCGACCCAAUGGAGGGGAUGGAGAGGUAGAUGGUGGAGAUUCGGAAACGGGUACAGAAAUACCAGAUGGUGGUGAAACGGACAGCGGCUCGUCUGGUGGCAGCGGUGGCAGCAAUAACAAUGGUGGUGAGAAUUCUAUUCCACAGGUCGGUGGAGGAGCUGGUGGUAGCAUGACAAGUCGAUGCAAUGUUAUGAUGAGACAAACUAAUAGUUGUAACAACCAUGGGUAUUGUCACGAAGAUGGGACUUCGGCAAUAUGUCGAUGCUACUCUGGGUUCCGGGGAGUGACGUGUGCGCAGGUCGAUCCAGGUAGUGGCUCGAAUGGUGGAUCGGAUGGCUCUGGGUCCAGCGGUGGUUCCGGAGCUGGGACGGGAAGCGGUGGUGAUGGUUCUGGUUCUGAUAGUUCUGGAUCCGGAGGUCAGACAGGAACUGGAGGUCAGACAGGAACGGGAGGCGGUAAUACCGGUUCUGAUGGGAGUCCUAUUCCACAGGUCGGGGGAGGAUCAUCAACCGGUGACAUGACAAGUACAUGCAAUGUCAUGAUGCGACAAACUAAUAAUUGCAACAACAAUGGGUACUGCCAUGAAGAUGGCACCUCGGCAAUAUGUCGAUGCUACUCUGGGUUCCGGGGAGUAACGUGUGCACAGGUUGAUCCAGGCAGUGGCUCGAAUGGUGGAUCGGAUAAUUCUGGUUCAGGCGGUGGUUCCGGAACUGGGACGGAAAGCGGUGGUGAUGGUUCUGGUAGCACUGACUCUGGUAGUUCUGGUUCCGGAGGUCAAACUGGAACUGGAAGCGGUGGUACAGGUUCUGGAAGUUCUGGUUCCGGCAGCGGCUCUGGUGGUCAGACUGGAACUACAAGACCAUGCGUUGAAAUGAUGGGACAGACCAACUAUUGCAAUCGCCAUGGGUACUGCGUUGAAGACGGCACGAGUGCUUUUUGUCGUUGUUACGAGGGGUACCGAGGUUCCACCUGUCAGCAUGUUGAUGAUCCGAGUUCGGGAACUGGUUCGGAUGGAGUUUCGGGUGGCGUUGAUGUUGGGACUGGUAACUCCGGAGGUCAAGGAGAUGGAAAUGCCUUGCCUCAGGUUGGACAAGGAUCUGGUACAGGUUCCGGUACAUCCCAGGUGAUUUCUGUACCGUGCGUGGUCAUGAUGAGUGAGACGAACAACUGCAGCAAUAACCAAGGCUAUUGCGUUGAGGAUAAUACCGGUGCAAAGUGUUACUGUCAUGAUGGGUUUGAAGGCGUGAUCUGUAAUCGACGCUCACAAGUUUGAGCUUAAAAUCAGUCGGCGCGAUAUUUCAGAAAUGAGCAUAAGUAGUGUUCUCACUUCUCACUAUAUCAUCCUUUUGAGAGAAUAUAAAAAACUUAGUUAAAUCUGGGGUACGUUCUACUUACGCAAACACUGCUAACGUUUGCAACGUUUGUGCAGGAGGAACAACCGUGUUGGCAAAUUGUUGGCGAACGUGAGCAACAAAGGCUAACAAUUCUUCUCGAAUCGCUUCUUCUUAAUGGCUCUUUUCCCAAGAUAAGUGACUUAAAUGCAGUGAGCUGCCGGAGCUGCAAUUUGCCAUUUUCAACAUCCAAACACUCUAAUAAUUUAAUAACACCGGCGAAAUUUUACUCGCAACCAAAUUUUGAGCCAUUGAAAAUAUCGUUUUUCCCGAUGAUAGUAUCGUCCUAGCGGGUUGGCACGUUCGCAUAACUAUCGUUAACGCCAACGUUCGCGUGAGUAGAACGCACCCCUAUAUUGUAAAAUCUAACAUCUUGCAUUCGUCAAAAACUUAUUAUGGCUGGAAAGUAUCAUUUACGUCAACAAUUAUUUUAAAUGUAAUGUGAUUAUGCAUAGGUAUGUAUAUGGUUAUGCUACUAUCUUCUGCCUGUUAGCAAGUUGAUACUAUACACACAAUGUUGAUAGAAGUUAUGAAGUUAAUACAAAAACUGCUAAUCACGAACUUAAAAAUUUUAUAUCCCGGUGACGGUGGAUCUGAAGUAGUUUUAAUUGAAACGCUAAAGGCAACUUCUUCUUCAGGGAAAACUGAAACUUUGUGUCCAAAGGGAAACGGGAAAGGAACUGAUUUACAUUUUUAUUUCGAAUUAUUAAAGAAGGACAAACCCGGUAUCCCAUCCUACUUAAUAGACUGGUCAGGCUUAAGGAUUAAAGUAACCUUUUAACUUCUAUUAUCUUGUUGUGAUUACAAACAUUGUUAGCCGUACGCUUUAUUACAUUUACACAAUGUAUACAGUAAAUGAAAUCAGAAUAGAGUUUUAUGAUUUUUUUUUUUAGAUUUUUUAAGUUUUGUAAUGCUGGACCAUUUGUAUAUCAUUCUAAAGGUCGAGUCUUUUUAAUUCCUAACUUUUAGCGAGCUGAACCGAAUUUUUAUUUUAUCGAUGGACAACGUUCGCCCAAAAACAUAUGUUGUUUAAAGUCGUUGCCAAAAUCCUUAGUGUGAAAUUUCGCUUCGUGUUGAUGUGACUAUAAAUACUAGGUUGUGCGCUACCAGAAUCGUCCGAGAAACUUGCUUCGUUGGGUAGGACUCGAACCCACGACCUCCUGUUUACUGACUCAGAUGUAUUAAUAAUUGAUCACUAGCUAGUACGGUACUCGCUGUACUAUCGGAAGAUCAUCAGUACUUGUUAGGUCGUAAGUUCGAGUCUUGAAGAAGUAAGCCAGUGAAGUCUUUUUGCUUUGCUUUGUUGGCGUGUUUGUUUGUUUGUUUGUUUGUUUGUUUGUUUUCUGGCUCCCGAAAGCAAUAUACAUCGUUUACCUUGUACCCUAAUCUUCUAUUCAAGAAAUAUCAAUAUGAAUGUACCGUCACCAUAUUUUUAUAUUCCUAUUUGCAAGAAAAUAGACUCACUUUUUGUAUGAAAAUAUAUAGAGCAAAGUUCAUAAUGAUACUUGUAUGUUAAAGUGUGAUAAUAAAACUCUCGCACAAGAA
Molecule: messenger RNA, 3857 nt
Organism: Patiria miniata (bat star)
Lineage: Eukaryota; Metazoa; Echinodermata; Asteroidea; Valvatida; Asterinidae
Product: neurogenic locus notch homolog protein 1-like
Exons: 8
Coding region: 218-2194 (658 amino acids)
Biological process (GO): establishment or maintenance of epithelial cell apical/basal polarity; heterophilic cell-cell adhesion
Cellular component (GO): plasma membrane; protein-containing complex
Molecular function (GO): calcium ion binding
Source: RefSeq, a predicted model, not a curated record